CAAAGAUCCUGAGGGGAGAGAUGAAACUCCGGGGGUCCCUGGCCUGCCUCCUGCUGGCCCUCUGUCUGGGUAGCGGGGCAGCUAGCCCACUGCAGAGUGGAGGCGAGGGCACCGGCUCAAGUGCCGCACAAGGGGUGGGCGAUGCCAUCGGAGAGGCUGUGGGCGAAGGGGCGAAGGAAGCAGCCAGCUCCGGGAUCCAGAGUGCCCUUGGUCAGGGGCAUGGAGAGGAAGGUGGCUAUGCACUGAGGGGGGCCAGGGGGGACGCUUUCGACCACAGGCUCGGGGAGGCAGCUCGAUCUCUGGGAAACGCUGGGGACGAGGUUGGCAGACAGGCUGAGGAUGUCGUUCGACGUGGGAUGGACGCUGCCCGCAACUCCGGGUCUUGGGGGACGUCUGGAGGCCAUGGAAUGUUUGGCUCUCAAGGUGGUGCUGGAGGCCGUGGCAAUCCCGGUGGUCAAGGGACCCCCUGGGCCUCAGAAGGCAACUUUGGAACCAACUCUCUGGGUGGCUCUGUGGGUCAGGGUGGCGAUGGCAGGUCAUUCAACUAUGAGACCAAUGCUCAGGGAGCUGUGGCUCAGCCUGGCUACGGGUCAGUGAGAGGCAACAACCAAAACUCAGGGUGUACCAACCCCCCACCAUCUGGCUCCCGUGAAAGCAACUAUGCGGGAAGCAGCAGUGGUGGCGGCAAUGGUGGCAGCAAUGGCGGCAGCAACGGCGGCAGCAACGGUGGCCACGGCAGCAACAGCGGCAAUAGCCAUGGCGGCGGCAGCCACGGUAACAGUGGCCAUGGCAGCAGCCACGGCAGCAGCGGCCAAGGCAACAGUGGCAGUGGCAGUUCUGGGUCCCGGGAAAUAGAGACGUCUAAUUUUGAUGAAGGCUAUUCAGUCUCCAGGGGAACUGGCUCGUCCUCGGGCAGCAGAGGUGGAAGCGGUGGUGGAAACAAACCUGAGUGUGACAACUCAGGGGAUAAUGAGCACUCGGCCGGAGGAUCCAGGAGCCAGGAAAGCAGAGAAAGCAGCCGUCUCCUUGGGGGCUCCCACGACUACCAGGAGCAUGGGUCCAAUGGGAAUGGCGAAUACAAUGAAGCUGUCAGUGGACUCAAAGCUGUGAACUCCGACCCGUCUUCCUUGCCCUUCAACUUUGACAGUUUCUGGGAGAAUUUUAAAUCCAAGUUGGGUUUCAUUAACUGGGAUGCCAUAAACAAGGGCCGCCUCCCGCCUCCCAGCACCCGAGCCUUACUCUACUUCCGCAGACUCUGGGAGAAUUUCAAACGCAAAACUCCCUACUUCAACUGGAAACAGAUUGAGGACUCAGAUCUAUCAUCCCUGCAGAAGAGGGCAGGAGGCGCUGAUCAGUUUUCUCAGCCUGAAGCAGCAAGACAAGAGUCAGCUGUCACAGCCAAGAACUACUACAAUAACCCGCAGGGGAAUCCUACUUACAACUGGCAAUACUAUGCCAAGACCACUACCAAGGGAGGAGUCACGCCUUCAUCAUCCUCGGCUUCCCGGGCACAACCUGGCCUGCUGAAGUGGCUGAAGUUUUGGUAGAAAUUUUCUUCUAGUCGCUGCUGACACUUCAUGAACACAGGUCUUCAGGGAGCUUGAUUGUACUUACCCACAGUCCUCUCUGCUGCGACAGAGCUACCUGGGUGUUGACAACCCCCCCAUCAUCCCACCUAGGGACCUGGUUUACCUGUUCUCAUCCUCCUCAUUUGGCUAUGGUGUCUCGGAGACAAAUCAGCCUCGUGGGGUUACCAGCCAGUGUCUUCCCCUUCUCCCGAUCGUGAUGGGAAGUUCCCAUAAUGCACUAGGAACUUCCUGCUUUCAAGCUUCUCCGUGGAAAUAAAACACGACUUUGUUUUCCCAA
Molecule: messenger RNA, 1866 nt
Organism: Peromyscus californicus insignis
Lineage: Eukaryota; Metazoa; Chordata; Mammalia; Rodentia; Cricetidae
Gene: Dmkn
Product: dermokine
Exons: 20
Coding region: 21-1547 (508 amino acids)
Biological process (GO): cornified envelope assembly
Source: RefSeq, a predicted model, not a curated record